AUGUCGUCGCAAGAUAUUCAAGACUAUAUCACGAAACAAGUCUCAAUAAACAAAGAUAUUGUAACUUACCGCACUCUGAGUCGCGCUUUCUUCAUCAAUGUCAAUAUCGCAAAGAAUGAGCUUGUUAAAUUCCACGCCAGCGUUGAGGGAGAAACCUCGAGUGCAACGUAUCUCCUGAGCGGGGACCUCAAACCAUCUCUCUCCUAUGAUGACGAAGAUACUAUGGACGUCGACGACCAUGGCCUUUCAUACAAUCAAGUUGCGGAUACGGAAGAGGACAGCGAAGAACCGAUACGCACCGCGAUAAUGCUGGUGUCUGAGAGAGAUCUCGAAGACCAGACGUUGCUCUUCACCCAUAUUCACGCACAAACGAUUCAAUGCCUGUCCCCGUCGCCUGUGAACGACGGGAACGUUUUGUCCCCUUUGACUGACAACAUCCGGAAGGUCGAUAACACUCAGAAAGGGAUAGAUCACGCGAAAGCGUUGGGCAAAGUGAUGACGAAGGGCAACAAGGUCAAAGUACCGAAACCACUCGCCAAGCUCCCCGCAGUCCCAAAGCUCGGGUUCAGAGCACCUGCGAAAACAGACAUAGAGGAACCGAAGGCUAAGGGAAAGGAGAAGGCGAGGGAGAAGCAGACAGUAGUGAAGACUGAGAAAGGUGCAGAGAAAGUGAAGGUCGCUCCCAAGGCGACUGGAAAAUUAGACUUCAGCAAGGCGAAGACGAAGGAGAUGAAGGAAAAAGAAAGAGAAGAGAAGAGGUCGGAUGUGGUGAAGACGAAAGCCAAAACGGCUGCGGCGAAGGAAACGAAGAGUCACGCGCUCAAAGAGAAAGAGAAACCGCAAGUCAUGUUUUUUGGCGCGGCCGCCUCGACUUCGAACGCGUCCGUGGAUGCUGAUGGCACGAAAGCUAAGAAAGAGGUGAAGGAGGAACCAAAGAGGGGCAUCAAACGCAAGUCCCCAGCGCGCGCAGAGCCCGACCGCUCGACAUCCGACGACGAACAAGCACCGCGGACCCGAGUCGUCAAAGGCGCUAUACUGUCCGACGACGACGACGACGACAUCCCUCCGCGCAGUGUCCUAAACGCAAGGAGGAAGAGCCGGGCCUCUUCAGCAGCAUCAGCGACGUCAGUCCCGGAUUCCGAGGUGCCAAGUGAGACCGAAGGGGACGCGGGGAAUUCGGAGGCGGAGCGCGCGCUGUGGGCUAUAAUGGAUAUUGACGACGACAAGGUGGAUCGGGCACACCGUGAAGCGUUGAAGCAGGAAGAGGAAGAAGAAGAAGAAGCGCCAUUUGACGACGAUGUCGCAAUGAGCGACUCAGAUGUGCCGAAGCCGAAGCCUAGGGCGCGCAAAACCAAGAAACUCAUCCCUGUGGGCUCGAAUGGUCUCAAGAAGAAGCGCGUAAUGAAAACCGAGAAAUUUGCGGAUGAUAAGGGAUACAUGAUAACACGGGAGGUGUCCGACUACGAGUCGGUGGACGAAGCGGAGGCUCCUCCGGUCAAAGUGAAGAAAGAGUCGAAGAGCAAGGCGAAGGCGAAGGACAAGCAUGACUCGGACGACUCGAAUAAUGCGGAUGAGGAUGAUGAUGCAAAGGUGAAAUCCGAUAGCAAGGGGAAAACAAAGGCAGAGGCUAGCAAGCCCGCCCUCGAGGACGUGAAGCGCGAGGACGGGGUUGUAUCGAAGAAAGAGGCGCCGACGGUGAAGAAAGCUCCGAGUCGCAAAGGGCUGAAAGCAUCCGGUGGGAGCAAAGGGAAAACGCAGCAGAAGAGUCUUAUGACAUUCUUUGGCCCGCCGAAGUAA
This is a messenger RNA of Pleurotus ostreatus (oyster mushroom), 1797 nucleotides long. RefSeq lists its product as uncharacterized. Gene Ontology annotation, molecular function: DNA-directed DNA polymerase activity. Gene Ontology annotation, cellular component: nucleus; delta DNA polymerase complex. The transcript has 9 exons. Gene Ontology annotation, biological process: nucleotide-excision repair, DNA gap filling; DNA strand elongation involved in DNA replication; DNA replication. The record is from RefSeq and is a predicted model, not a curated record. Bases 1 to 1797 code for a protein of 598 amino acids. Lineage: Eukaryota; Fungi; Basidiomycota; Agaricomycetes; Agaricales; Pleurotaceae.